Taeniopygia guttata (zebra finch) is the source of this 2455-nucleotide messenger RNA. It is a transcript of the gene ANKRD34A, whose product is annotated as ankyrin repeat domain 34A. Gene Ontology annotation, molecular function: protein binding. The record is from RefSeq and is a predicted model, not a curated record. NCBI's taxonomy places the organism in Eukaryota, Metazoa, Chordata, Aves, Passeriformes, Estrildidae.
CUGCCCCCAGCCCCUCUGCUUUGGGAGCCCCAGGCCCGCUGCCCCCUGGCCUCCCCCAGUGUCCGAUGCUCCAGCCGCCCUGCACGGCCACCCCCAGCCCCGCUGUGCGGUCCUGCUGGGCUGUGCCCCCCAGCCCCGCUGCCCCCCGAGAGCCCCCCGUGCCCCCCAGCCCCCGGUCCCCCCUCCUGGCUCCCACGCAGGGCCGGGCUCUGGAUGCGCCGUGGCUGAUUCAUCCCGCUCCAGCCCCCCCCGGCGCCGCCAGCUGCCAAAAAUAGCGCUGCGGGAGGGGGGGGACCCUCCACAUCACCUCCCGCCCCCCCGCCUCACCGGCGGCAGGCCGGGAUGGCGGCCACGGGCCGCUGUCCCCGACAGCCCCAUCCCCGGGGCCGCGGGAACCGGGACCGGGACCCCACGCUCCGGUGGCCACGUGAGCGAGUGCCACCCCCGUCCCUGCCCCCCGUCCCGCCAGCCCGGCCAUGCCCAGCGCCUCGGUGCCACCGGGGGGGCUCCCCAUGAUCCCCGCCGAGGGCUCGGCGCUGCUGCGCGCCGUCUCCCAAGGGAAAUUCCGCCUGACCCGCCUGCUGCUGGAAGGGGGAGCCUACAUCAACGAAGGCAACGCCGCGGGCACCACGCCGCUGAUGGCAGCGUGCCGGGCCGGUUACACCGAGCCUCCCGAGCAGCCGCGGAUGGUGCAGUACCUCCUGGAGAACGGCGCCGACCCCAACAUCCCCGACAAAACCGGCAAAACGGCGCUGAUGCACGCCUGCACCGAGCGAGCCGGCCCGGCGGUGGUCUCCACCUUGCUGGCCCACGGGGCAGACCCCAGCGCCCGCGAUUACACCGGGGGCUCGGCGCUGCUCUACGCCUUGGAGAGCGGCGACCGGGACACGCUGCAGGUGCUGCUGGACGCGUGUCGGGAGCGCGGGCGCGAUGUCAUCAUCAUCACCUCGGCCACGUCGCCCCGAGGCACCAAAACCACCCGGCAGUACCUGAACUCGCCCCCGUCGCCCGCUCCGUGCGCGUCCCCCUCGCAGGUGCAGGUGCGGGCGGCGGCGUCACCGGGGGCCGGCGGGAGGGACGAGGAGCGCGAUGUGUUCCGCUUCCCGCCCGCCAACCCCGCUCCGGAACCUUCCCGGGCCGGGCCCAAGCGGCAGCUGAAGAGGCUGAACUCGGAGCCCUGGGGGCUGGCGGUGGAGGGGACGCGGGGACACUCGGAGGGCACCCAGGGACCCGCAGAGGGAGCACGGAGAGCCUUAGAUGAGCUAUGGGGACCCGCGGAGGGCACACGGAGACCCUUGGAGGGGACACGGGGCCCCUCGGAAGGGUCGUGGGGGUGUCCCGAGAGCUCCCUGGAAGGGACAUCGCUCCCCCCGGAGCGGCUGGCGGCGGGGCUGGAGGGGCUGCGGUUGCGGCCGCGCCGCCACAGCGUGGAGGGACGCGAGGUCUCGGGGCUGCCCGGAGCCACCUGGGCAGAACGGGUGCCCCCGGUGCCCGCCGCGGGUCGUUGGGUCCCUCCUGAUCCUCCACGGGGCAAAGCCCAGCGGCGGGACCCUGAGCUCGCCACCCCUCCCGGGCCGCUGCGGCACACGGCCGGGCUACCGGAGCGCCGCGGCUCCGGGACGCUCCCACCGGAGCCGGGCAGGGCCGGGCUGCUGCCGCCGCUGCCGCCCCGAGCGCUGCUCCGCCGGCACUCCAUGCAGCCCGAGGCUCUGCGGCACCUCGGAGCCUUCUGCGGGGGGCUGGCUCCCGAGCCUGGCUCUUAGGGACCCCCCAGUCCCACCCAAAUCCCACCCAAAUCCCCCAUCCCCAAAGCCAGGAUGCUCUGAACCCCGCUGAGGUUCCAUCCCUUUGUCAUCGACUCUGCACCAGCCCAAAUUCUGGUGCACCCCAACUCCCAGGGCCUCCCCUCGGUAUCCUCGUCCUGCUCCUGCCUCAUCCUCCCAGCAGCUUUUUCCCCACCAGGGUCUGGAAUUAAAGGUGUCAGUGUGGGGGGUGGUGGGCACAUCUGUGGGUUUGGGGGGCACAGCUGGACGCUGGCACAUCUGGGAUCCCCCCAAGCUCAGCAGUCAGUUUUAAGGAGUAAAAAAAAUAUAUAUUUUCCAAGAGCUGAGUUGUUCUAGUGCCAGGCUGGGGAUCCUCAGGGAUCCAGCAGCCUGGAUGGGGAGGGAUUUUAGGGAAAUUUUAGGGAGCUUUAAUGAAGGGUGAAGAACCAAGAAGACAAACUUAGACAAAAUCUUGUUAUUUAACACAAAACAAGGAAUUUCCAGGUGGGAUAAAUACCAUGGGAGAUUUAGGUUUGCCUAGGGCAUGGAAAAAAAACAACUCUGGGAUGUUCUGGGAUGGGGGGCAGGGAGGGAUCCCCCAAAACCGUGGGAAAUUCCCCCCCCAACCCUCAGAAACUGCUGCUUCCCUCAUACUUGUCCUUUGAAAACAAUAAAAUUCCAUAAAACCCGAA